UUGAGCUUUUUUUUGGGCGUUUGUCGCGCGUUUUGGCCCAUAGACUUCAAUGGGAACGCGCAACGCUUGAUUUUAGCGCGUUUUUGACACAUAAAACGCGCGUUCGAACGCGCGUCUUGGAUUUUGCAACAUGCUGGAAAAGGCACAACACCAGGUGCAAAGCACAGUUUUGGAGAGAAGCCAGCAUGGAGGAGUCCGGCUGUGACACAGAGACCCUCAUCAGGCUGGUGCAAGCCAAACGCUGCCUGUAUGAUACGCAGGAUGGCAACUACAAAAAUCGGAGGAGCAGGCAGCAGGCCUGGGAGGAUAUUGCCAAAAGCAUCUGGCCAGAUUGGAGCAGUUUAACCAAGACAGUGAAACAGGGAAAAGUCAACACUAUCAAAGGCAAAUGGAAAAGCCUGAAAGAUGCCUUUAUCCGCCAUCGCCGCAAACAAAAGGAGCAGAGGAGCGGAUCCUCCCCAGGCGGACGCUCCAGUUAUGUGCAUGCAGCACAAAUGUCGUUUUUGAUAUCGUGCACCGAAAUGCGGAGCACCGAUAGUAGCUGGGAACACAGCCAGGCGCAAGGUGAUGAGGAAGAGGACGAGGGCACAAUGGACAGUGAGCCGGGCCCAUCUAUGGGGCCAAUGAGUCCUCCAGCCCCCCCCCCCACUCCGACUUUCGUCAGCCCCAUGCAGACUGUCCAAGCCGUACCAGAGGCAACUCGGCAGCCCCGACAUAAAAGGAGGAGAACGGAGAGACAGGAGGACCGCCUAAUCGGCUGCCUGGAUGCCCUGGCACAUCCUGUGCCAAAACUAAGCAGCGACGCAUAUUUUCUCCUCAGUCUAGAGGAGAAAAUGCUGCAUGUGCCGAGACAUAUGAUCACCAAAUACCUAACCUUUGAGGAUACGAACAUGAGGCGCUGCAUUGGACCUGAAGAAAGACUAAUUGUCACUUUGAGGAUCUACGAUGUGACCUUGGAUGCUGAACUGCUUCAAAACUUGACUACCACACCAGUCAAUUUUGAACAAGUCCGACAUGGAAGACCUGGAACAGCUGGACUAGCUGUCCGGGAACGCUAUGCGGACUACUUUUGCAGUCCAGAGGGAGCAUUGUCGUGGCAGAUGGAUGCCAUCCGUGGUGGUCGUUAA
Messenger RNA from Bufo gargarizans (Asiatic toad), 1127 nucleotides. RefSeq lists its product as uncharacterized. The coding region runs from base 186 to 1127 and encodes 313 amino acids. Gene Ontology annotation, biological process: regulation of transcription by RNA polymerase II. The transcript is spliced from 5 exons. Gene Ontology annotation, cellular component: nucleus; transcription regulator complex. Lineage: Eukaryota; Metazoa; Chordata; Amphibia; Anura; Bufonidae. The record is from RefSeq and is a predicted model, not a curated record.